AUCAAGCGAAGCGAAAGCAACAAAGCUAAGCAAGCGACUCAAAGCAAAUUUUCAAAGCGACUUUAACAAAGUUGAGUGAAUUAUUUACUAGUGAAUUCAAAGUAAAUCCAAAAGUGCAAAAAUGGUGAAAUCUCCAGCAGUUGGUAUUGACUUGGGAACGACCUAUUCCUGCGUCGGAGUCUGGCAGCAUGGAAAAGUCGAGAUCAUCGCCAACGACCAAGGUAACAGAACUACCCCAAGUUAUGUUGCCUUCACCGACACCGAGCGCCUUCUCGGAGACGCUGCCAAGAACCAAGUUGCCAUGAACCCCAGUAACACCAUUUUCGACGCCAAACGAUUAAUAGGAAGGAAAUUCGACGACCCGAAAAUCCAACAAGACAUCAAACACUGGCCCUUCAAAGUCAUCAACGAUUGUGGCAAGCCGAAAAUUCAAGUCGAACACAAGGGAGAAGUCAAGAAGUUUGCACCGGAAGAAAUCAGUUCGAUGGUGCUGACGAAGAUGAAGGAAACAGCCGAAGCUUAUUUGGGAACUAGUGUGAGGGACGCCGUCAUCACAGUCCCGGCAUAUUUCAACGACUCACAGAGGCAAGCCACCAAAGACGCCGGUGUUAUCGCCGGUUUGAACGUCAUGAGGAUAAUUAAUGAACCGACAGCGGCUGCAUUGGCUUAUGGGUUAGAUAAGAAUUUGAAGGGCGAAAGAAACGUCUUGAUCUUCGAUUUGGGAGGUGGUACUUUCGACGUGUCAAUCCUGACCAUCGACGAAGGCUCGUUGUUUGAAGUAAGAGCCACUGCAGGUGACACCCACCUGGGUGGUGAAGACUUCGAUAACCGCCUUGUUAACCACUUGGCCGACGAAUUCAAACGCAAAUACAAGAAAGAUCUGAGAAGCAAUCCGAGGGCUUUACGACGAUUGAGAACCGCCGCUGAAAGAGCGAAGCGAACCUUGUCUUCGAGCACCGAAGCAUCGAUUGAAAUCGACGCCCUCUUCGACGGAAUUGACUUCUACACCAAAGUCAGCAGAGCAAGGUUCGAAGAACUGAACGCCGACCUGUUCAGAGGCACACUUCAGCCAGUGGAGAAGGCCCUCACCGACGCUAAAAUGGACAAAGGAAUGAUCCACGACAUUGUCCUCGUCGGCGGCUCCACUCGAAUCCCGAAAAUCCAACAACUCCUCCAGAAUUACUUUAAUGGAAAAUCACUGAAUCUCUCGAUCAACCCUGACGAAGCUGUCGCCUACGGUGCCGCCGUCCAAGCGGCUGUUCUGAGCGGCGAAACCGACUCGAAGAUCCAAGACGUGCUCCUCGUCGACGUGACUCCACUAUCACUAGGUAUCGAAACCGCCGGAGGUGUCAUGACGAAGAUCAUCGAACGCAAUGCAAGAAUCCCAUGCAAGCAAACCCAAACCUUCACCACUUACGCCGACAACCAACCGGCCGUCACGAUCCAAGUCUUCGAGGGUGAAAGAGCCAUGACAAAAGACAACAACCUUUUGGGAACCUUCGAUUUAACGGGAAUUCCACCAGCACCACGUGGAGUCCCGAAAAUCGAAGUCACUUUCGACCUAGACGCCAACGGCAUCCUCAACGUUUCCGCCAAAGACACAAGCUCCGGCAAUUCUCGCAACAUUACUAUCAAGAACGACAAAGGAAGAUUAUCACAGAAAGAUAUCGACAGGAUGGUCUCAGAAGCGGAACAAUACAAGGAAGAGGAUGAGAAGCAGAGACAAAGAAUUGCCGCCAGAAACCACCUCGAAGGCUACAUCUUCCAACUCAAGCAAGCCGUGUCCGACUGUGGCGACAAAUUGUCAUCAGCGGACAAAGAAACCAUAACGAGGGAAUGUGACAGCUGCUUGCAAUGGUUGGAUGCCAACACUCUCGCAGAGAAAGAAGAAUACGAAGAUAGACAGAAACAGCUGACUCAGAUCUGCAGUCCGAUUAUGGCCAAAUUGUAUCAACAAGGAGCGCCUCAAGGAGGACAGAUGCCUGGAAGCUGCGGACAACAGGCCGGCGGUUUCGGAGGACAGAGACAAGGAGGACCGACCAUUGAAGAAGUCGACUAAAUCUUUAAUUUAAUCCAAUUUUGUUCCUAGUCACAAUUUUUUGUUAAAUCCUUUUGUUGUAUAUGUAAAUAGUAUUAUUUUUUAAGUAGAUAGUGACUGCAUUAUAGAAAGACUGAUUUUUUGUAAAUUAUU
Messenger RNA from Tribolium castaneum (red flour beetle), 2191 nucleotides. RefSeq names its product heat shock protein 68b (gene hsp68b). The coding region runs from base 122 to 2059 and encodes 645 amino acids. The record is from RefSeq and is marked provisional. The transcript has a single exon. Gene Ontology annotation, cellular component: cytoplasm; plasma membrane; nucleus. NCBI's taxonomy places the organism in Eukaryota, Metazoa, Arthropoda, Insecta, Coleoptera, Tenebrionidae. Gene Ontology annotation, molecular function: ATP-dependent protein folding chaperone; ATP binding.